Molecule: messenger RNA, 674 nt
Organism: Oryzias latipes (Japanese medaka)
Lineage: Eukaryota; Metazoa; Chordata; Actinopteri; Beloniformes; Adrianichthyidae
Source: RefSeq, a predicted model, not a curated record
ACUUUAAUUAAGUUUGGCCCAGUGUGUUCUCCGUAUCACGUCACCUGCUGUUUCUUCGUGUUUGUCGCCCCCUAGAGGACACACUAGGAAACACUUGCAUAUCGCAUACAUUCCUAUUGCCGAAAUGGCCUUUAAAAUAACCUCCAGACUCUGUACUUUACCUCACCAGGUGAGGUCCUGUCAGGUAACCUCCCGUUGUUUCAGCAGCAGCAGGUUUCAGGUGCAGCAUGACCCGCACGCCCACCGAUUCACCCUCAUACCAAGCAGCGGGACAGACCCUGAUGAGGUCGCCGUGCUGCACUACAAGUUCACCGGGGAGAAGGAGGUGGACCUGAUGUCCACCUACGUGCCUGAGAGCAUCAGAGGCCAAGGUGCUGCCGCUCUGCUGUCGCAGGUGAGCCCCUCAGGCGUUCAGGUGGAAGCCGGCCAACAGAAACACAUCCGUGCUUUUCCUGCAGGCUGCCAUGGACUUCCUGGUGAGGGAAGACCUGAAGGCUCGGAUCUCCUGCUGGUACAUCAAGAAAUACCUGCAGGAGCAUCCCAGAGAGCUUUACAAGGACCGAGUCAUCGCUGAUACGUUUCAAAGCUGAACUGAACUUACUUUAACACUUUCUGUCAGAAUUUCUUUAUUUAAUUGUAAAAAUAAAUAAAUAAGAUGAUUUUAUAGUGAUUUU